GCCGCUCCAGAGGGCCGCUGACGUGGAGGCAGGCAACCGAAGGGCUGCGGGGAGUGCCGGGGCUCGUAUUAGGAGCUCGGAGCCACAGGCCUGAAGGAUGCUAACCAAAUUCGAGACCAAGAGCGCGCGGGUCAAAGGACUCAGUUUUCACCCCAAAAGACCCUGGAUCCUGACCAGUUUACACAAUGGAGUCAUCCAGUUAUGGGACUAUCGGAUGUGUACCCUCAUUGACAAGUUUGAUGAACAUGAUGGUCCAGUACGAGGCAUUGACUUCCAUAAGCAGCAGCCACUGUUUGUCUCUGGAGGAGAUGACUAUAAGAUUAAGGUUUGGAAUUACAAACUUCGGCGCUGUCUCUUCACAUUGCUCGGGCACCUAGACUACAUCCGCACCACAUUUUUUCAUCAUGAAUAUCCUUGGAUUCUGAGUGCUUCAGAUGAUCAGACCAUCCGAGUGUGGAACUGGCAGUCUAGAACCUGUGUCUGUGUUUUAACAGGGCACAACCAUUAUGUAAUGUGUGCUCAGUUCCACCCCUCAGAAGACCUGGUUGUAUCAGCCAGCCUGGACCAGACUGUGCGCGUUUGGGAUAUUUCUGGUCUAAGGAAAAAAAACUUGUCCCCUGGCGCAGUGGAGUCAGAUGUGAGAGGAAUAACUGGGGUUGAUCUGUUUGGAACUACGGAUGCAGUGGUGAAGCAUGUACUGGAGGGUCACGAUCGUGGAGUAAACUGGGCUGCCUUCCAUCCCACUAUGCCCCUUAUUGUAUCUGGGGCAGAUGACCGGCAAGUGAAGAUCUGGCGCAUGAAUGAAUCAAAGGCAUGGGAGGUUGAUACCUGCCGGGGCCAUUAUAACAAUGUGUCUUGUGCUGUCUUCCACCCUCGCCAAGAGUUGAUCCUCAGCAAUUCUGAGGACAAGAGUAUCCGAGUCUGGGAUAUGUCUAAGCGGACUGGAGUUCAGACUUUCCGCAGGGACCAUGAUCGUUUCUGGGUCCUAGCUGCCCACCCCAAUCUUAAUCUCUUUGCAGCAGGCCAUGAUGGUGGCAUGAUUGUGUUUAAACUGGAACGGGAACGGCCAGCCUAUGCUGUUCAUGGCAAUAUGCUGCAUUAUGUCAAGGACCGAUUCUUACGUCAAUUGGAUUUCAACAGCUCUAAAGAUGUAGCUGUGAUGCAGUUGCGGAGUGGUUCCAAGUUUCCAGUGUUCAAUAUGUCAUACAAUCCAGCAGAAAAUGCAGUCCUACUGUGUACAGUAAGUAACCAUGGAGUCCUCCUAGGACCUCUCCAUUUCCCAACUCUGGCAUCUGUGAAGAUUUCCAAAGUGAAAUAUGUCAUCUGGUCAGCAGACAUGUCCCAUGUAGCACUACUGGCCAAACAUGCCAUUGUGAUCUGUAACCGCAAACUGGAGGCUCUAUGUAACAUUCAUGAGAACAUUCGUGUCAAGAGUGGGGCCUGGGAUGAGAGUGGGGUAUUUAUCUAUACCACAAGCAACCACAUCAAAUAUGCUGUCACCACUGGAGCCAGCAAUUUAGAGAAUAGUACCUAUGACUUGUAUACUAUCCCCAAGGAUGCUGACUCCCAGAAUCCUGAUGUANAGAAGGGCUAUCCUGAAGUGGCACUGCAUUUUGUCAAGGAUGAGAAAACUCGCUUUAGUCUUGCACUGGAGUGUGGAAACAUUGAGAUUGCUCUGGAAGCUGCCAAAGCACUGGAUGACAAGAACUGCUGGGAAAAGCUGGGAGAAGUGGCUUUACUACAGGGGAACCACCAGAUUGUGGAAAUGUGUUAUCAGCGCACCAAAAACUUUGACAAGCUUUCCUUUCUGUACCUUAUCACUGGCAACUUAGAGAAACUUCGCAAGAUGAUGAAGAUUGCUGAGAUCCGAAAGGACAUGAGUGGCCAUUAUCAAAAUGCCCUGUACCUGGGCGAUGUGUCAGAACGGGUGCGGAUCCUAAAGAACUGUGGGCAGAAGUCACUGGCCUAUCUCACAGCAGCUACCCAUGGCUUAGAUGAAGAAGCUGAGAGCCUGAAGGAGACAUUUGACCCAGAGAAGGAGACAAUCCCAGACAUUGACCCUAACGCCAAGCUGCUCCAGCCACCUGCACCUAUCAUGCCAUUGGAUACCAAUUGGCCCUUAUUGACUGUAUCCAAAGGGUUCUUUGAAGGCUCCAUUGCCAGCAAGGGGAAGGGAGGAGCACUGGCUGCUGACAUUGACAUUGACACUGUUGGUACUGAGGGCUGGGGAGAGGAUGCAGAGCUGCAGCUGGAUGAAGAUGGGUUUGUGGAGGCUGCAGAAGGUUUAGGGGAUGAUGCUGUUGGGAAGGGACAGGAAGAAGGAGGUGGCUGGGAUGUGGAAGAAGAUCUGGAGCUCCCUCCUGAGCUGGAUAUACCUCCUGGGGCAGCUGGUGGGGCUGAGGAUGGGUUCUUUGUGCCCCCCACCAAGGGAACCAGCCCAACUCAGAUCUGGUGCAAUAACUCUCAGCUUUCAGUUGAUCACAUCCUGUCAGGCUCUUUUGAAACCGCCAUGAGGCUUCUUCACGACCAAGUGGGGGUAACCCAGUUUAGUCCCUACAAGCAGUUGUUCCUACAGACCUACGCCCGAGGUCGUACCACCUAUCAGGCUCUGCCCUGCCUACCCUCCAUGUAUGGCUACCCUAAUCGCAAUUGGAAGGAUGCAGGGCUGAAGAAUAGUGUACCAGCUGUGGGCCUGAAGCUUAAUGACCUCAUCCAACGGUUGCAGCUGUGCUACCAGCUCACCACAGUUGGCAAGUUUGAGGAGGCUGUGGAAAAAUUCCGUUCCAUUUUACUCAGUGUACCACUCCUUGUUGUGGACAAUAAACAGGAGAUUGCAGAGGCCCAGCAGCUCAUCACCAUUUGCCGUGAGUACAUUGUGGGUUUGUCCAUGGAGAUAGAAAGGAAGAAGCUUCCCAAAGAGACUCUGGAACAGCAGAAGCGCAUCUGUGAGAUGGCAGCCUACUUCACCCACUCAAACCUGCAGCCUGUGCACAUGAUUCUGGUGUUGCGGACAGCCCUCAAUCUCUUCUUUAAACUCAAGAACUUUAAGACAGCUGCCACCUUUGCUCGACGCCUGUUAGAACUCGGACCCAAGCCAGAGGUGGCUCAACAGACCCGCAAAAUCCUGUCUGCCUGUGAGAAAAACCCCACAGAUGUCUACCAGCUCAAUUAUGACAUGCACAACCCUUUUGAUAUCUGUGCUGCAUCUUAUCGGCCCAUUUACCGUGGAAAGCCAGUAGAGAAAUGUCCACUCAGUGGAGCCUGCUAUUGCCCGGAGUUCAAGGGUCAAAUCUGCAGGGUCACUACAGUGACAGAGAUUGGCAAAGAUGUGAUUGGUUUAAGGAUUAGUCCUCUGCAGUUUCGCUAAGGCCCCUUUGUGUGUAUAGGGUCAAUAACCAUAUUACCCACCUCCCACCACCCCAGAGAAUUAAUAAGUCUCUGUGUCGUUGUAACUCCCUGUUCCUUACCUACCUUUCAAAUUGACAUUUAGCUCUCCCCACCCUAAAAUGUAGUGUCCUUUUCUCUUUUUCUGUAGCUAAUCAAAUGUCUAAACUUGACUUUUUUUUCUUCUUUAUUUUUUUGCCUUUUAGGACCUUUCAUUCUCUCAAGGUCACUACCCUUGUAGUCACAGUUGAACUUGCCUUCCCAGCUUAACUCUCAAGAAACAAAUGAAAACUUAUUGGUGAACAUUUGUUUAGUAAAUUCCUUCAAUAUUUAUCCUUUUCCUCUUCACCACCUUUUUAUCCUUUUUGCUAGAAAGGAGUGGGAUAUAAUAAAUAAGAUAGCAUCUUGUACUCAAUCACAGCAAACUCUUAGUUAUCCCUGAUUUUAAUCUCCCAGGCAGGUACCCUCUGUGUGCUCAGAAACUUAGUCUGAGAAGGAACUUUGUUUUUUUUAAAAAAUGCACAUCACUUUAUUGAUUUGCUCUGUAUAACCAUUGUUCUUAUUUUUUGUUUCUCACACUAAAUAAAUUUCUACAAGAAUUUGUGGCUUGCGAUUUGUUUCCUGGACACUCUCUCAUGUUUCUACUUACUCCUUGCGGCUGUUCCACCAAAGCAGAUAUCUUUCCUUCAAUAAUUAUUUUUAAUUACAAAGUAAUGAAUACCCAUUGUUAAAAUUUUUUUUUCCAUAGGAUAUAUUAAGCUGCUAUGAGAAUGGUAGAAAGCAAGUAGCUCCCCUAUUUCAUUACUGACUGCAUCUUUCCCCCUAUUGUUAAUUAUAACCAAUAUUUAUUGAGCACCCUUAACUGUUGUAGAUGUUUUAUGUCAGAUUAAUUAGUAAUAAAUACGUUGUAUUUACUACAAUGAUUAUAUUAACAAUACAGUAUUUUGCUUGUCAUGUGCUAAGUCUAGAGUGACAUGCUGUGCCUAUGAUUAAAAUACAUGCUUUUUCAUUUUAAAUUCAUGUUUUCAAUAAAUAGUAUACUCAUAUAAUUCAAAAAUCAGUAAAUAUAAAAAGCUAUUCUGUGACGUCUUCCUCCCAUCCCUUUCCUCAGCCACAUAAUUCCUGUCACCUUCUCCAAAACAAGUAACCAAUGUUGUUAGCUUCCUUAUCCUUCCAGAGAUUUUUAUGUAUAUACAAGCAGAUGUGAAUAUGUUUCUUCCUAUCCCCGUCAUGCAUAAGUAGAAGCAUGCUAUUUAAUGAUUUUGCAUUGUUUUCAGUUAACAUAUUUUAGAGAUUUUUUUUAUAUCAGUGUAUUAGAAAGUGUCACUUUUUUUUACUUCUAUACAUAGUGUACCAUGUAUUAUUUACUAUAAUUUAUGUAAGUUGCCUUCUUGAUGGAUAUUUGGAUUAUUUCCAGUCUUUCUUUGGCUAUUACAACAAUGCUGUAAUGAAUAACUUGAACAUACAUUAUACAGGUGGGAGAUAAACUAGAAAUGGAAUUCCUGCGUCAAAGAGUGCAGGCCUUUAUUAAUUUUUGCUUUUUUUUAAGAGUUUGCUUUAAGAGUUGCUUUCUAAACAUAGUAUCCUUAAACUGAGCCUGUCUUCUCAAAAACUUGCAUACUACUUUGAUAACAUUUUCUCAAGUUAUAAGCAUUCUUUCUGUAAACAGGCAAAUUGGUGAUAAAUUUUGGCAAAAGAAAAUUUUGUAAGUUUAAAAAUUAAAUUACAAAAUUAACUUUGCAUACAAAUAUAAACAUUCUGAACUCAAGGAUAUGAAAAAAGUGUGCAGUCUAUGCCUCUUGAAGCUUAUGGAAUUGGGGAAAUGAAAUGGAUAUAUGUGAAAUAAUUGUGAAUACCAGGCAAGAAUUUGAAGUCGGUCAAUAAACAGUGGAAAGCCAUUA
Messenger RNA from Hipposideros armiger (great roundleaf bat), 5285 nucleotides. RefSeq names its product coat protein complex I subunit alpha (gene COPA). Gene Ontology annotation, biological process: intra-Golgi vesicle-mediated transport; endoplasmic reticulum to Golgi vesicle-mediated transport; retrograde vesicle-mediated transport, Golgi to endoplasmic reticulum. The transcript is spliced from 30 exons. Gene Ontology annotation, molecular function: structural molecule activity; protein binding. Bases 98 to 3367 code for a protein of 1089 amino acids. Gene Ontology annotation, cellular component: COPI vesicle coat. The record is from RefSeq and is a predicted model, not a curated record. NCBI's taxonomy places the organism in Eukaryota, Metazoa, Chordata, Mammalia, Chiroptera, Hipposideridae.